Messenger RNA from Trichosurus vulpecula (common brushtail), 2011 nucleotides. It is a transcript of the gene CSTF1, whose product is annotated as cleavage stimulation factor subunit 1. Gene Ontology annotation, molecular function: RNA binding; protein binding. The transcript has 6 exons. The coding region runs from base 145 to 1440 and encodes 431 amino acids. Gene Ontology annotation, biological process: mRNA 3'-end processing. The record is from RefSeq and is a predicted model, not a curated record. Lineage: Eukaryota; Metazoa; Chordata; Mammalia; Diprotodontia; Phalangeridae. Gene Ontology annotation, cellular component: mRNA cleavage stimulating factor complex.
AUGCGCCGCGGGGGUGGUGCCAAGAGGUUCGUCCAAGCCUUUUGCCACCAUUUUACAGGCUCAGAUCUUGGAGCUGCGAGAGCCGGGCGACCGCUGACCGGGUUCCAGAGACGAGGUGAUAGGAGGUGAUUAUUUUUCACCAGAAUGUACAGGACAAAAGUGAGCUUAAAAGAUCGCCAGCAGCUCUAUAAAUUGAUCAUCAGCCAACUGCUUUAUGAUGGUUAUAUCAACAUUGCUAAUGGUCUCAUCAAUGAAAUCAAGCCUCAGUCUGUGUGUGCACCCUCUGAACAGCUCCUCCAUCUCAUCAAACUAGGAAUGGAAAAUGAUGAUAGUGCUGUUCAGUAUGCAAUUGGACGCUCAGAUACAGUUGCUCCUGGCACAGGAAUUGACCUGGAGUUUGAUGCAGAUGUUCAGACCAUGUCCCCAGAGGCUUCAGAAUACGAAACUUGCUAUGUUACAUCUCAUAAAGGACCAUGCCGUGUGGCAACUUACAGUAGAGAUGGACAGUUAAUAGCUACUGGAUCUGCUGAUGCCUCAAUAAAGAUACUGGAUACAGAACGAAUGUUAGCAAAAAGUGCUAUGCCAAUAGAGGUCAUGAUGAAUGAGACUGCCCAGCAGAAUAUGGAAAAUCAUCCUGUUAUCAGAACUCUAUAUGAUCAUGUGGAUGAAGUUACAUGUCUAGCCUUCCACCCAACGGAGCAAAUUCUAGCAUCAGGUUCAAGGGACUAUACUCUUAAGUUGUUUGAUUAUUCCAAACCAUCUGCCAAAAGAGCCUUCAAAUACAUUCAGGAAGCUGAAAUGUUGCGUUCAAUCUCAUUUCAUCCUUCUGGAGACUUCAUACUUGUUGGAACCCAACAUCCAACCCUUCGACUUUAUGAUAUCAAUACAUUUCAAUGUUUUGUGUCUUGCAACCCUCAAGAUCAACACACCGAUGCAAUAUGUUCAGUUAAUUAUAAUCCUAGUGCCAACAUGUAUGUGACUGGUAGCAAGGAUGGCUGCAUCAAAUUAUGGGAUGGUGUCUCAAAUCGUUGUAUUACCACUUUUGAGAAGGCACAUGAUGGUGCUGAAGUCUGCUCUGCAAUUUUUUCCAAAAAUUCGAAAUACAUUCUUUCAAGUGGAAAGGACUCUGUAGCUAAACUAUGGGAGAUUUCAACUGGACGAACACUAGUCAGAUACACAGGUGCUGGUUUGAGUGGACGACAAGUACAUCGAACUCAAGCAGUCUUUAACCACACAGAAGAUUAUGUAUUACUUCCUGAUGAAAGGACGAUUAGUCUUUGCUGCUGGGACUCACGAACAGCUGAACGAAGAAAUCUACUUUCCCUGGGGCACAAUAAUAUUGUUCGUUGUAUAGUACACUCUCCCACCAACCCCGGCUUCAUGACUUGCAGUGAUGACUUCAGGGCUCGGUUUUGGUAUCGGAGAUCAACCACAGAUUAGAGAUUCCUUCUUUGAAUAUUAUUUUCUCUCGUGCUCCCCAAUCUGCCCCAUUACUUUAUAUAGUAUAUAUCUAUAUGUAAAAUUUUUUAAAAAGUAUUUCUUAAUUCAUUGUACCAUCUUAUGGCAGUCGUGGUGCCAACACUAGAGCCUUCCUGAAUUAGUACAAAAUUCUUUUUUUACCUUGACUUAGAAUCAUGGUGGAAAAAGUUGGAAAUGCAGAUAUAUGCAGUUGUUCCACAUUCACUGAUUAUUACAGUGUGAUCAUCACUAAGUACAAUACUUACCAGUUGCUCACAAUAGUUAAUCCUUUUUAUAAGGAAAAAUUUUUUACAUCUUUUCGGAUUCUUGAAACAGUCUGUCAUCAAGAAUUUUCUUUUGGCUUGUUAUCUAAUGCACUGUUAUCCUAUUACAUUGAAUGACUUUAGGAAAAAAUAGCUUUGAUAGCUGCAUUUGGUGCAUUGGUGGUCCUGCAUUUCUGAGAACAAAUAAUUGUGCCAUAUUUAAGACCUCUUUUAAAAAUAGCAAUUCUACCUAAAAUAUUAUUCCAGUAAUAAAACUCAGAUCUGCAAUA